AGUAUGAAGUUCUGAAUCUUAUCUACUGCAAAGUAGGUGAUCAGGGUGGGAUCAGGUGCCAGAGGAUGCAGUAAGAAACCCGUUGUGACCACCUGCAGCCAUGUCACUAGCCAUGAAGGCCAGACAGAGGGUGAGGAAGAAGACCGUCAAGGACAAAAUCUUUGGGUGUGAUCUGCUGGAACAUCUCCAAUUGUCGGGACAGGAAGUUCCACAGGUUUUGAAAAGUUGCGCAGAGUUUGUGGAGGAGCAUGGCAUCGUGGACGGGAUCUACCGGCUAUGUGGCAUUGCCUCCAAUGUGCAGAAGUUGAGACAAGAGUUUGACAUCGACCGCCCCCCCGACCUAAACAAGAGCACCUACCUGCAGGACGUGCACUGUGUCAGCUCCCUCUGUAAAGCCUACUUCAGGGAACUACCUAACCCGCUCCUCACAUACCAGCUCUACGAUAAGUUUGCGGAUGCAGUGGCCAUACAACUGGAGGAGCAGCGACUGGUGAAGAUUAAAGAGGUUCUGCAGGAGCUUCCACUUCUACAUUACAGGACACUGGAAUAUCUCAUGAGACACUUGCUCAGAAUGGCCUCAUACAGCUCUCAAACCAACAUGCACACCAGGAACCUGGCCAUCGUGUGGGCCCCUAAUCUGCUCAGGUCCAAAGACAUCGAGUCUUCAGGCUUUAAUGGCACGUCUGCGUUUAUGGAGGUCAGAGUCCAGUCCAUUGUGGUAGAAUUCAUCCUAAACCACGUGGAGCAGCUGUUUGGAGGCCAAACAAGUGAUGAAAAAGAAAAUGAAGGCAGUUCUUCUGCCUCAACCAAAUGGUCAAUGCCAACCUGCAUUCCGGAGGAUUAUUACCGAUCGUUGUCCUACAAUCUGCCUAAUAUGCUGAACCAUGGGGAUGGACCACCACAGAUUCGUCCUUACCACACCAUCAUUGAUCUCACAGACCAUAAGAGGAAAGGUUCUCUGAAGGGUAAGAAAUGGAAAUCAAUCUUCAACCUGGGAAGGUCAAACCCAGAUUCCAAGCGCAAGUCUCAUAAACACGAUGAUAAAGAUGGAAAGUCGGGAAAAAUGAGUCUUCGUCCGGCCAAAAGCAUGGACUCCCUGAGUUCAGUCCCUCACACAACACAUGCAACUGAUUUGGAAAAGAAUAAUCUGCCAUUACGAUCUCCCAGAAACCAACUCUCACAAAGAAGGGAAAGUUUUGGGUCUCCAAAUAAAGAAGACAACAUUGAGUUUAUGUGCUUAGACUCUGAGGAGCCACACUCAAUGGACAUGAAUGAUGCAGAGUAUGAAGAAGAAGAAGGUCAGGCCAGGUCAGAGCCCACAACACCAAAACCAGGAAGGUCUUCACUAACAGGGAAUCCACCAAGCCGCUCACCAAAAUCUAACCCAAGCCGGGCUGAGAAGUGUGUGGGAGUCCACAUUUCUGGACCCUUUUCUGUUACUCUCCCCUUCCAUAUUACAUCUAAUUUAUCUCGUUUGACAAGAGGCAUGGAGUGUCCAGGACUGAGCAUAUUGGCUCCACACAAAGGCUCUGAGAACUUCUCACUAGAAGGAAAUAUGUCUGCAGAGCAUGAAGACCCAAACAAAGCAAGACCCUGCCAAGUGCCAGACAAAGACCAGCAUAGUGGGACAGAGGAGCAAGGGAAAGAGAACGGCCGCAUCUCACUGGAGGUCCAAGACACCUUCUCCUUCCUGGACGCCCAGGACACCAGUGCUGAGAAAAUAGCAGAGAACACAGUAGACAGUGAGAUGUUGGGGUACGACCAGCAAACUGGGAACAAGAUGGAGGAAUUUUCUGUGGAGCCUCCACCAGAAGACCUGUGCGAGGAGAAUGAGGCUGGGCAGGCGUAUUUCAUGCCUAUUGGCUUUGUAAAUCAGAUUGGACAUUGGCAGGUGAUGCAGGACAGUCUAGAAGACAUUUAUCUAAGUGCUCACGACGACCUCAGUCCAAUAACACAGAACCCAAACCUGGAGCCAUGUUCAGAGGAGCCCAUGGAACAGCACCAUUGUAUAGGACAUGAGAAUCUUCUCACAGACCCAGGAGGAGAGACCAUUGAGGAGGAUCAGCUGAGGACUUAUGUGUCCGGCACCCAAGAACAGUCACUUAUGGCUUCAGAAACCCAAUGUAAUGGGACACACAAAAUAGUUGUGGAUGAUGAUGGUCAACGCUGUAACAAAGAUCAUAGAUCUACAGGGGAACAUGAAGACUCAGGGACUCCUAACAAUAAGGAGGACACAAUCAUAGGAGAGCCCAGGUGUAGUCAGGAGCACAACAUGGACAUUCCCAAUCCAGCGGAUAGAGAGGCCCUGACAGCUCCUAAAGAGAUGCAGCAUGAUGAUCCUGACCACAAAGAUGAUACGGAAACUGUAAAUAGUAAAGAGUUAGAUGGUCCUGUGGCCCCUGGGCCUGAAGGGGUUGAGAAUGACCCAGACUGCACAGUGGAGCCGCAUCAUCCAAUGCAGGGUAAGGACAUCCUGGAGGCACCUGAGACAUCCCAAGAACCAACAGCUUGUGUCACAGAUCUCAAUACUGUGUCACCUAAGGCAACACUGGAGAAUGAGGAUAGUAAAGAAUUGAAUGCAAAAAUCCGAGAUUCAUAUGAUGAAGUUGAUACAUUACCUAAAAACACGUCAGACCAUUGCCUCUCCAGAAAUACACCUUCUCUAGGACACAAGGAGAUGGUCGAGCAGCAGAGUUACUGCGCUGAAGACGGAUCUGCAAAAGGUCCCGAGUCUACUGCUAAAGAUCAAGGCUUUUCUGAUGAGGAUCCUCUGUCUGAAGGAUCAGUAGGACAUGAACACUUACCUGAUGACAUCAACAUGAAAACCUCAGAGGAUGAGCUGAAGGAUUCCCUACAGCAGAGGCCUCCACCUGAGGACAGCACUGCCCCUGAGAAGAUGUACCCUGAUGGCAGUGUAGCCAUGAAGCUAAUGGCAACCACCAAUAAAAUCCAGCAAGUAAAAUCCGUUCCUGUCGUGCCACCAAAGCCACAAUUCACCAAGCUUCCUUCAGCUCUAAAGACCAAGAUCCAAGUCAUCUCCUCUCCUCAUCCUCUACAAACACCAGAAAAGGGCGGCCACAUGGACAUGGCAGAUACAUCUACAGGCACCACACUGAAGACUAAUAUACAGGUCAUCUCCUCUCCUCAUCCUCUACAAACACCAGAAAAGGGAGGCCACAUAGACACGGCCGAUACAUCUACAGGCACCACAACGAAGACCAAGAUCCAGGCCAUCUCUUUGUUGUCUAGUAAUAGAGACACAAGAUCCCAGAUGGCAGAGAAGAGCAGUCACACAGAGGCAGCAGAGACACCUAUUUACACCUCUUUAAUGAGGCGAUCCAGUUGGAGGAACACCACCAGUAUUUCCUUUGACACAGCAAUGACCAAGGCCAAAGAACGUCAGUCUCAGAACCCAGUUAGACGUAUGCAGACAUACUGUAUAGGAGAUUCCUAUGACCUUAUGGACAAUACCCCCCAUGCUCCAAGGUUCACAGUGAAGUCAGCCAGUAGCAGAAUACACAGACCUUUCAGUUGUAAGCCAAUGCCUUAUGGUGAAGGAGGAGAACUGCCUGGACCCAAUGCUGAAGGAAAAGAGACCAUGCAUGGUCUCAAGUCCAUAUUUACCCAUGAACCUGAUGCCUACUCAAAAGAAGUGCCCCAUAGUAACAGACUAAGUAUGCCAAGGUUGGGCCAGCCACCUGUGGGUGAUGACCAGAGCAAGUGUCAUCAGCAGCGCCGGUCCCUGCUUUAAUAUGCCCCCAUUUGUAGGAGUGGAAUAAAACCUUCACCCUCCAGACUGUCCACAUGUAACAUGUAUGUAUUUUGUAUUACAUUCUCUUCAAUGGUUUAUAAAGGGAAAAUGCAACUUAAUGGGAGUCAGUAGCACAAUGUGAUCUCCCAAGACAUGAAGGAUAUCCCUACCCCCCAUAAUAUAACAUAUACCGUGUCAAAGGCUCACAUCACAAUGAGGUCAAACCAGAAGGUGGCCACAUCACAAUGAGGUCAGACCAGAAGGUGGCCACAUCACAAUGAGGUCAUACUAGAAGUUUUCAUUUUUUACAUUUUUUUUCAAUUAUUUUCCUUAUUUUUUAAUAAUGUUU
Hyla sarda is the source of this 4100-nucleotide messenger RNA. RefSeq names its product Rho GTPase activating protein 30 (gene ARHGAP30). Lineage: Eukaryota; Metazoa; Chordata; Amphibia; Anura; Hylidae. The record is from RefSeq and is a predicted model, not a curated record. The coding region runs from base 101 to 3751 and encodes 1216 amino acids. The transcript is spliced from 12 exons. Gene Ontology annotation, biological process: small GTPase-mediated signal transduction. Gene Ontology annotation, molecular function: GTPase activator activity.